Mesocestoides corti is the source of this 1677-nucleotide messenger RNA. NCBI's taxonomy places the organism in Eukaryota, Metazoa, Platyhelminthes, Cestoda, Cyclophyllidea, Mesocestoididae. The record is from the annotation of a GenBank genome assembly.
AUGAUCGCAUUGUCUUCAUUGUUUUGCCUUCUCCCUUCCCUUCAAAGUUUGCCUGCUCCGUUUCCCGCCCCACGAAGGCGGCGGCGGCGUGGGGCCGAACGCAGUGACGUAGCCAUUGUGGCCGUCCCUCUGCAUUGCCACAUCAACCGCUGUCAGACUCAACCAGCAGCGGGCUGUUAUUUUUUUGUGUUUUUAAUGGACUACGGUGCAUUACUUGGUGCUUUCAAGCGAUGGUCCAUUUUCCACACAAAUUUACAGCGUGGUGCCCAACAAGUCACUUCGAGUUGCGGCAUCCUCCUGGCGCGGUCGCAGCACCUCCUUGGCCAAAUUGGCGAUACGGUGGGUGGAAUGGAACGUCGACUCACUGAUGGAGAACAACACGCGCCGAGUGUUUCGGCGAUGGUUUGGCGUGAGGUGUACAUUAGGCUAAAAGACCUCUUAGAUCCCGGUGGUAUUUUUCACAGUGCUGUCUACCUUGAACGUGGCCCAACCGCAUCACCCUGCAAGGAUCUAGCGUGGACCUCGUGUGCGGUCAAGGUGACACUUCAGAAGCCCGCGCCGUUAGACUGCCUUGUCAUUGGAACUCGGGCAGGUGAGAUCGCGGUUUACACCAUCACUUCUGGAUCGACGCCGAUGAAAAUUAACCCCGCGUGGUCGCUUAAGCAGUGCCACGGACGUGGCGGCGUGACUGCGCUCCAAGUUCUUCAUAAUGACGUUGAUUCGCCGCCAGUAGUAUUUACAGCCGGGCGUUUGCAGGGCAGGAUACGCAGAUGGAGGCUGGUCGUCACCGGUGGCAGUGGGGUCAGUCUGCAAGCCCUGGACCAGGUGCUGAAGCCGUCUGGUCUCUCAUGGAUCGGGUCCUUCGCUGGCCUUCCAUCCGGCGAGGUCCUGGCGCUGGGCUUUGUUUCGACAGAAUUCCAUGCUGUGGAAUUCGUCCCCGCUGGAACCGAUUUCAUGACUUCCGACAGGGGCGAUGUUCGUUUCUCCGUGGAUUGUGCCGGUGGAAAUAGGGCCUGGGACUUCGCGUACGACCCGCACCGAGAUGCCUUCGUGUUCGCUGCCAUCCAGAAAGACAAGCUUGUGUAUGCCAUCAGAAACGCAACAGAGCCUCGAGAAAAGUGUGCCGCUACGAAGAAAUUUCUUAUUCCCCCCCUGCAUGGCAGGGAUAUCAACGCUUGUAUCGUGCUCCCCCAAGUGGACAGGAGAACUCAAGGCUCCUUGACAAUCACCUGUCUCACGGGCAGUGAGGAAUGCCACUUGGGCAGUUUUUCGAUGGACGUGAAACAAGUAAAGGGUGUCAACGAUAAGGAUGAAUUCUCAGUCACCUACCACUCUUCCCCGCGCUUUCAUGCAGGGCACAUCUCAAAUAUUCGGUGCCUUGCUUUCUGUCAACCGCUAGACGCGCCACAACCGCCUCCGAGAUACCUGGUUUCUGGCGGUGGACGCGGCAUGCUGGCCAUCUGGCGUCUGCAAGAAUGCGAGCCUGGCCUGAUUGGUUGGGUGUGUUUAGACUCUGGUGGAGGGGAAGAAGGAACUCUCGUCAGUUGUUCACGUGCGCGCAGAAAAAAGGGGAUGAAUGGCGUCUGUGAUCUGAGAAUUAUGACUCUUCUUGGAUUUCAGCGGCUGGAGCAUUUACUUGUUGUUGCUGGGUGCUCGGAUGGAAGUAUCAGGUACUAA